CCAGUCUGGACCGACGGAGCUGCAUUUAGCUGAACAUAUUCCAGACUUGAAUAGUAUUUGACAUCACAUGGACACUUCAGCGACGUCUUCUGGCACAACUCAAGCCAGCACCAUGACAGGGAACACAAGACUGACGGGUGCUUCUGCACCAGCAGAGACACCGCUGAUAGGGAAAGGCAAGGCUGCAGUACCACAGAAGCCACUGUCCGAUAGGACAAACGGCCCAGAGAGGCCAGCAGAAGAGGACCAGGAAGACCCAGAGGCCGGAGCCGAGCAGGAGGCAGACAGCGACUCGUUCACACCCACGCAGUGCCUCUUCUGCAACACCACCUCCCCAGACUUCGGCUCCAACCUGACCCACAUGGGCAAGAGCCACUCCCUCCUCAUCCCCACGUCGAUAGACAACGGGUCCCUCGCCCUGGCCGUCGACCCCGUGACCCUGGUGCGCUACAUGCACCUCGUGAUAUCCACCUACCACGAGUGCCUCCUCUGCCACACGCAGCGGCAGGGCGCCCACGCGGUGCGGCAGCACAUGACGGGCAAGGGCCACUGCCGCAUCGACCUCGAGGACAGCGGGAGCGAGUUCCGGGACUUUUACGAGAGCGCCGGGGCCGCGGGGGCCGGGGGCGACGGCGACAGCGACAGCGACAGCGGUUCCUCAGCCGGCGAGGACGCCUCCGAGGCCGAGGGAUCACCACGGGCAGGGGCCGAGCCCCCCCUGCGGCUGCGCGAGGGCACCCUCCUCCUCGCCUCGGGGAAGCUCCUCUCGAACCGCUCGGCGCCGGGCCCGAGGCACCACAGGCCGCUGUCCGAGACGCAGAAGCCGACGCGGCGCGGCGCGCUCCCCGCGGCGGCAUCGCACCCGAGCGAGGACAGCCCAGGACCGCCGCCGCCGCCCCCAGCAGGCCCGUCCCCGGCGGACACGACAGCCGACACCGGGCGAGCCCUGACGCGGCUGGAGCGCCGCGCCGAGGCAAGCGGCAGGUCGUCGCUCGCGGUCGCGAUGGCCCAGAUGUCGGUCGGCGACCGCGCGGCGCUGGCGCACCUGCCCGCGGCGGAGCAGAGGGCCGUGGUGCUGCGGCAGUUCAAGCAGCAGGACAGGGCGCGGCACGAGGCGCGCGUAUACUGGAGUAAGGUCGAGCUUCGGGGCAACAGGACCAUCAAGAAGUGA
Messenger RNA from Diaporthe batatas, 1171 nucleotides. RefSeq lists its product as uncharacterized. The record is from RefSeq and is a predicted model, not a curated record. Gene Ontology annotation, biological process: ribosomal large subunit biogenesis. The transcript has 2 exons. NCBI's taxonomy places the organism in Eukaryota, Fungi, Ascomycota, Sordariomycetes, Diaporthales, Diaporthaceae. Bases 68 to 1171 code for a protein of 367 amino acids. Gene Ontology annotation, cellular component: preribosome, large subunit precursor.